UUGUACCCGGAAGCAGGAACAAGAUUUGAGUUGUCAAAUCCUUCAACCUGUCGAGCCGGAUUUGUCAACGCGGAUUGUGACGUGUGGAGCUCGAAGCGGACACACACUGGGACACACUGGACGGUGUGUGUUAUCUCUGGUGACACGAUGAAGACGCUUUUCCUGCUCCUCACGAUUUCUCUGUGUUUCUGCUCGUUCUCAGCGGCUCCAGCACCAAAAGAGGUGGAUCCACCUUCAAACAAAAUAGGACAAAGCCCUCUUGAUCAGGCGCACAGCACCGGCAAUCUAGCCAAGACGGGGAAACCUGAAGAGAAGUCUGAAAACAGUCAGGCCCAGGCCAAAAUACCAGAUGAGGAAACCAAGACAAAACUGUCUGCGACAACGACACCAAGUCAGGAUAGCAAAGACGCAUUGAAAGCGGUUCAGGAGAAGGUGCCUGUUUUGACAAACCACAACGAGAUUGGAGAGCCAAAAAAGGAUGUCAAGAAGGAAGUGUCAACUGAGAAAAAAACAGAAGUAAAAGCAGCUGAGAGAAAAGCAGGAGAAGGAACUGAUAAAAAAACAGAAGUAAAAGCAGCUGAGAGAAAAGCAGGAGAAGGAACUGAUAAAAAAACAGAAGUAAAAGCAACUGACAAAAAUCCAGGAGAAGAAACUGAGAAAAAACCAGAAGUAAAAGCAGCUGAGAAAAAUCCAGGAGAAGAAACUGAGAAAAAAACAGAAGUAAAAGCAGCUGAGAAAAAUCCAGGAGAAGAAACUGAGAAAAAACAAGAAGUAAAAGCAGCUGAGAGAAAUCCAGGAGAAGAAACUGAGGAAAAACCAGAAGUAAAAGCAGCUGAGAGAAAUCCAGGAGAAGAAACUGAGAAAAAAACAGAAGUAAAAGCAGCAGAGAAAAAUCCAGGAGAAGAAACUGAGGAAAAACCAGAAGUAAAAGCAGCUGAGAGAAAUCCAGGAAAAGAAACUAAGGAAAAACCAGAAGUAAAAGCAGCUGAGAGAAAUCCAGGAGAAGAAACUGAGGAAAAAACAGAAGUAAAAGCAGCUGAGAAAAAUCCAGGAGAAGAAACUGAGGAAAAACCAGAAGUAAAAGCAGCUGAGACAAAUCCAGGAGAAGAAACUGAGAAAAAAACAAAAGAUGAGACCAAGAAGCAAAGUCCAGACGGAGAAGUAGAUGGAAAUAAUGGAAAAACUAAAGAUAUACCUCAGCAUAAUUUACCUGGAAUGGGGGAGGAGACAGAGAGCAGUCAUUUCUUUGCCUACCUUGUCUGUACAGCUGUACUGGUGGCAGUGCUCUACAUCACUUACCACAACAAGCGCAAGAUUAUCGCCUUUCUUCUGGAGGGAAAGAAAUCCAGAUCCACGCGUCGACAUAAUUCAACAGAAUACCACAAGCUGGAACAGGAGCUGUGACCUGAAGUCAUUCUUACGAAGCUGUAACCUGGAGCAGCUGUUUGCACUAUGGGUUUUGUGAGAAGUGGGCGAGUGGACAUCGGCGUUAGAUAUUUUCUCGGGUGUUCUCCACGUUGAUUUCACGUUGUGUUAAUUGCUCUAUUUUGUACUUUUUUUUUUUAGAUGCUUAUUGCAUGACUAUGCAGAUUACAUUGUUGCCUUAUUGAGGGACUUAGUGAAAUGCAAUGAAGGUUUAAAAAGAGAGAAAAAGCAUGUUCUUUUUGCACUUGCGUCGCUAUUCCACGUUUGAGGCAAUCAUAUAAUUUGACCCGACUCAGGUUAUUUCUGUAGCAGAUAAAAAAUGAGCUGUUUGGAAUCCAGCCUUCUUUGUAUAGUACAUUAGUGAUUGCACUGUGUACGUAAAUAAGCCAUUUGAAUCUUUGAAAGCAUCAGGUGUGUAAACUUCCUGUGCAGAUGUUUUAGAUUAAAUGUAUUGAGGUUCACUUUAGAUGUACAGAAGUACCACAACGGGAUUUCAGCUCAUGGUGUUGGCCAGUUGAAUGUAAAAGCAACCUUUAUUUUCAGAUGCUUGCAGGUUUCUUCCACUUCAGCUUCUUAAAGGCUGAUUUGCAAACAUGCUGACAGAUAAAGAUAGAAAAAAUUGUUUAUCUUUUAAAAAAUGCUGGUUUUCUUUUUUGCUGAAGGUGGGAUGAAAGGAUCAACACCUCUCUCACAGCUUCUUGGUAAAUAUAGCUCUAAUAAAGCUUUUCUGUGAGAGAAGGUAACAAAAUGUACCCUCCAGCACAUUUGGUAUUUUUAUUUUGUUUACUCCAAACCAAAACUUAUGUUUUAAGUGUUGCAGUUUUACAAGGUUCUUUGUGUCAAGACCAAUUGAGAAGUAGGGGGAUUUGUGCUAAGGUAAGCUAGCCCUCUGCUAGUUGGAGCUUCAUCUUUAGUGAACAGGCAUGAGUGGUAUCAAUGUUCUCGUCUCAAUCUUCAAGCAAAAUUCCAAAAAUGUUGAGCCGGUGGAUUUAAAUGCAGGGAAGGAACUUAAGUUUUAAUUGCUGUCAGGGUGGUGGGUUUUAAUCAAAACGGUGAACUGGAAGAGGAAACUGUCAAACAGCUGCAUUGUUUUGUCGGUUGUGCACUUUGGACAGAAAAGGGUCUCUGGGGAUAAAUAGAUUGACCACUAAUGCAUUAUAUUUAAACUCUCCUCUUGAUUAGAUGUGUGUGUCGAUGUUUAAUGCUGACUUGUGCCAAAUUAUUAUUUCAUGUGAAUCAGUGUGUGACUUUUGUAAUGUGCCUGUUUCAUAAUUUAAUGCUGUGUUUUUUUUUACUGGGUCAUAAUCUAUGGAAGGGCUGCUGUGUUGAAAGGAAACGUUGUCAGUUUUAUCUUAGCAGAAUCAAAGUAUGUCCCAGAAAUAUAUUUUUAUUGUGAAAUCUGCAAAGCUGUAGUUUGAAUAGUCAUUGGUCGUUACAGUUUGGCCAAAACCUAAAAUGUUUAAUGACCUUAUACAGCUAAAUAGCUUAAGCAUAAUGUUUAUUUCAUUUUGUUCGAAAAUUUUGCAUUACUCAUCCAACUUAAAAGACUAUUGCCUCUAAAAUAAAUGCUAUUUGUACUUUCUGGUCUCA
Messenger RNA from Limanda limanda (common dab), 3015 nucleotides. RefSeq names its product trans-golgi network protein 2 (gene tgoln2). The record is from RefSeq and is a predicted model, not a curated record. Lineage: Eukaryota; Metazoa; Chordata; Actinopteri; Pleuronectiformes; Pleuronectidae. Bases 148 to 1404 code for a protein of 418 amino acids. The transcript is spliced from 4 exons.